Messenger RNA from Sinocyclocheilus rhinocerous, 1488 nucleotides. RefSeq lists its product as uncharacterized. Bases 1 to 1356 code for a protein of 451 amino acids. NCBI's taxonomy places the organism in Eukaryota, Metazoa, Chordata, Actinopteri, Cypriniformes, Cyprinidae. The transcript has a single exon. The record is from RefSeq and is a predicted model, not a curated record.
AUGGAUGGUGGUUUUUCAGCAGCCUACAUUGUCACAGGUACAGUACCUGAUCCCAAUGUAUGGAUACCACACAGGGGAACCUCUGAAGAGCCGGAAAGGGUGUCAGUGCCCUCUCACAUCUGGACGGCUGUCUGUUAUAAACACGACACUGAUAACAGUAAGUCCUUAUCCUUCGGCUAUAUCGGUAAAAACCAGCCAGCAGAGCCUGACAUACGCCUGAUGAGUGUCUCAGACCUGAAUGAUCAACUCAGUGGACUCUAUAGGGAGUUUUCAGGGACUGAUCAGUCCAUCAGCUAUAUGGGAAGAAACCACCCAGCAGAGCCUCACAUACGCCGGAUGAGUGUCUCAGAUCUGAAUGAUGAACUCAGCGGAUUCUACAGUGAGCUCCCAGGAACCCAUCAGUCAGUUGAGAUUUUUGUUGAUGAUUGUUUUGGUGACGAUAUUAAAUUAGUUGAGUUUCAGAAAUUAAUUAAUCUACCAGUGAGCCAAGCAGUCCAAAUAAGCUCAGAAAUACAAAACCCGUAUCUCGCGGUGAAGAGGACCUUUAGCAGUGACAGCAUACCUGAAGAAAAAGUCAAGGUCAAUGAGAAUACAGGAAAGAUGUCCUUUGACAGCAUGAGCACUUACUACAAAGUGGCAGAGGACGUGAAUGUUUUUACUGGAAGUACUUGUCUUAUAACUUACGCCAAGCCACAAGUGAGGAAAAUGGAUGAUGAGCGCAGAAAAAGGGAGGUAUCCGCGGGGCCAGAUGCUGUUGAAUGCCAGCUGGUCCCAGAGAAGCAGAAGACUGCAGCUGACGGCUCACACUGCUCAAGCGUCACAGAAUCUGAUGACAGCUGUCAAUGCAACACAGGAGGUGAAACCAAGCCCUGCUGCUCCUCUCCCUGCUUCAUAGACCAAUUAAGUAGCUAUUGGUGUUACUCAGGCCAGACACUGGAAUGGUGCUCACCCCCGUACUCACUCAUCACGUAUAAUGGAAAGAGUUGCUUGGAUGAUUACCCCUGCGCCACAUAUGGUGAGGACUACUACUGGUGCUGGACCACUUAUAAUCCCUAUUUUUUAGACUUUGAGUGGGACUACUGCAGCCCUCCGCUGAAGUACAGUAAGGCUAAAAAUGGGAAGUACUGCCACAGCAACCACGCCUGUGCAAAAUAUGGUUCAAAAUAUACAUGGUGUUACACAGAUGAUGAAGGCAAAUAUGACAAGUGCUGUACUUCUGAUGAUUGCUACUCAACUGUUAAUCACAAAACCUGCAGGUCUGAUCACGCCUGUGGCUACCAUGACUAUAAUUACCUGUGGUGCUACACAGAUAGAGAAGGCAACUGGGAUUAUUGUUGCAGAAACUGUAGACAGUAGAUGGUUUAAAGUGCUUAUUACAAUUAAUACUAAAGUAUGACUUUGCAAAGUUAAUUGUGAUUUAUAAUUGCAUUACUUACAAACCAACAAACUUUCUAACAUAAAGUCUCUCAUACAGGUUUCUCAAAUUAA